AUGGAGGAGCAGCGGGAUCUUAACAGCUCGGAUAGCAGCGAGGGGGAGAGCGUUUCCCCGUCUCCCAGCCUGCCCUCCCCGCCUAUAUUGCCUCUACAGGUCGCCCAACAGGCCCACAGAACCACCAACUUUUUCAUUGACAACAUUUUGAGGCCGGACUUUGGCUGCAAGAAGGAGCACGGCCUUGGCCUGCGGGAGAGGGCGCAGACAUCCGGUCGGGAGCGCGUCCACCCGGCGAUCAGCAGGCCGAGCCUUCCCGGGACGCCGUGCCAGGACUCCAACUGCAGUACUGACAGUAGUUCGUCCUCUGCCUCCUCCGCUUCUUUGGCAAGUCCCAAAAAGAGCAACGGGAGAACUGGCACUGGGACCGGGGAAAAUACCUCGUCUUCGCUGGUGGUGCUGAACGGCACCGCGGCGCCCACACCGGAGACGCAGCCACUGCUCUGGCCUGCCUGGGUUUACUGCACCCGAUACUCGGACAGGCCCUCAUCUGGCCCAAGGACACGGAAACUGAAAAAGUCAAAAAGCGGCAAAGAGGACAAACGGCCACGCACGGCCUUCACGGCCGAGCAGCUGCAGAGACUGAAGACAGAGUUCCAAGUGAAUCGCUACAUCACGGAGCAGCGGCGCCAGUCUCUGGCCCAGGAGCUCAACCUCAACGAGUCCCAGAUCAAAAUAUGGUUUCAGAACAAAAGGGCCAAGAUCAAAAAGGCCAGUGGCUUCAAGAACGGGCUGGCCCUUCAGCUGAUGGCGCAGGGACUUUACAACCAUUCCACCACCACCAUCCAGGAGGACAAGGAGGACAGCGACUGA
Pelmatolapia mariae (spotted tilapia) is the source of this 813-nucleotide messenger RNA. It is a transcript of the gene en1a, whose product is annotated as engrailed homeobox 1a. The record is from RefSeq and is a predicted model, not a curated record. Gene Ontology annotation, cellular component: nucleus. Gene Ontology annotation, molecular function: DNA-binding transcription factor activity, RNA polymerase II-specific; RNA polymerase II cis-regulatory region sequence-specific DNA binding. Gene Ontology annotation, biological process: multicellular organism development; neuron differentiation; regulation of transcription by RNA polymerase II. Lineage: Eukaryota; Metazoa; Chordata; Actinopteri; Cichliformes; Cichlidae. The transcript is spliced from 3 exons. The coding region runs from base 1 to 813 and encodes 270 amino acids.